Penicillium pulvis is the source of this 2274-nucleotide messenger RNA. RefSeq names its product bifunctional anthranilate synthase/indole-3-glycerol-phosphate synthase. Bases 1 to 2274 code for a protein of 757 amino acids. Gene Ontology annotation, molecular function: phosphoribosylanthranilate isomerase activity; indole-3-glycerol-phosphate synthase activity; anthranilate synthase activity. Gene Ontology annotation, cellular component: cytosol. The record is from RefSeq and is a predicted model, not a curated record. NCBI's taxonomy places the organism in Eukaryota, Fungi, Ascomycota, Eurotiomycetes, Eurotiales, Aspergillaceae. Gene Ontology annotation, biological process: L-tryptophan biosynthetic process. The transcript has a single exon.
AUGGCGGACAUCGUUAUUCAUUCCCCCCACCAUCCCACCAGAGCGGCCCGCCUGGACACUGCCACCAAUGUUAUCUUGAUCGACAACUAUGAUUCAUUCACCUGGAACGUCUACCAGUACCUUGUGCUUGAGGGUGCUACGGUCACAGUUAUUCGCAACGACGAGAUUACGGUAGAGGAGCUGGCUGCUAAGAAACCCACGCAACUGGUUGUCAGUCCUGGUCCCGGUCACCCCGAAUCUGAUGCUGGGAUCAGUAACGAUGCCAUUCAAUACUUCAAAGGCAAGAUCCCAAUCUUUGGUGUCUGCAUGGGUCAGCAAUGCAUUAUCAAUUCCUUCGGUGGCAAGGUGGAUGUCACAGGAGAGAUUCUGCAUGGCAAGACCUCGGUCCUGAAGCACGACGGAAAGGGCGUUUACCAAGGGCUACCUACGGCCUUCUCAAUUACUCGAUACCACUCCCUUGCCGGUACCAACUCCACCGUUCCGGAUGCACUGGAAGUGACAUCGUGGGCAGAACUCGAGAACGGUACCGGUACCGUCAUUAUGGGAGUUCGCCACAAGGAGUUCACAGUUGAGGGAGUGCAGUUCCACCCUGAAAGUAUCUUGACUGAAUACGGCCGGGCCAUGUUCGGAAACUUCCUCAGGCUCACUGCAGGUACCUGGGAUAGCACUAAGCAAGGCGCAGCCCCCAGCAAGCCUGCUGCCCCGGUUGAUAAGAAGGUGUCGAUUUUGGAUAAGAUCUACGCCCACCGCAAAAAUGCUGUCGCUGAGCAGAAGAAGGUUCCUGCUCUGCGGCCAGAGGCCCUUCAGGCUGCCUAUGAUCUGAACAUCGCCCCUCCUCAGAUCUCAUUCCCUGCCCGCUUAAGACAAUCCGACUACCCUCUGUCAUUGAUGGCAGAGAUCAAGCGUGCCUCUCCUUCAAAGGGUAUUAUCUCGGCUGAUGUAUGCGCACCUGCUCAGGCUCGCGAGUAUGCCAAGGCUGGUGCUAGUGUCAUCUCGGUGCUGACAGAGCCUGAGUGGUUCAAGGGCACCAUUGACGACCUGCGGGCUGUGCGCCAAAGUCUGGAGGGUCUUACUAACCGACCGGCUAUCCUGCGAAAGGAGUUUGUUUUUGACGAAUACCAAAUAUUGGAGGCUCGUCUGGCUGGUGCUGAUACCGUCCUGCUGAUUGUGAAGAUGCUUAGCGUGGAGCUUCUUACAAGGCUGUUCCAUUACUCUAAAAGCCUUGGAAUGGAGCCUCUAGUUGAGGUUAACACUCCGGAGGAGAUGAAGAUUGCGGUCGAUCUGGGAUCCGAGGUUAUUGGGGUCAACAACAGGGAUUUGACAAGCUUCGAGGUUGAUCUUGCCACCACUAGCCGUCUUAUGGACCAAGUCCCAGAGACAACCAUCGUCUGCGCUUUGAGUGGAAUCACAGGCCCCAAGGAUGUUCAGGCUUACAAGAAGGACGGUGUUAAGGCUAUUCUUGUAGGAGAGGCAUUGAUGCGGGCAGCGGACACCUCUGCCUUUGUUGCACAGCUCUUGGGAGCCUCUUCUGCCCAGGCUUCAUCGUUGAGCUCUCCCCUAGUCAAGAUUUGCGGUACUAGGUCUCCGGAGGCCGCACAGGCCGCUGUUCAGGCUGGCGCUGAUUUAAUUGGCAUUAUCCAAGUCCCCGGCCGAUCAAGGACGGUCUCUGACGAUGUUGCGCUUCGUAUCUCUCAGGUGGUCAAGUCGACACCACGACCCAAUAUUCAGUCAUCCGACGCCUCCCAGCAAAUAUCGAAGGCAACUGCCUCAGAGUGGUUUGACCACUCUGCCGCUGUUCUGCGGCAUUCCUCGCGAGCAUUGCUUGUGGGUGUGUUCAUGAACCAGCCAUUGUCAUAUGUCCUUGCUCAACAAGAAAAGUUGGGUCUUGACGUCGUGCAGCUCCACGGCUCUGAACCAUUGGAGUGGGCUAGUUUGAUUCCUGUACCAGUCAUCCGCAAGUUUGCACCGGGCGAUAUUGGCAUUGCCCGCCGUGCCUACCAUUCUCUUCCUUUGCUUGAUUCUGGCUCAGGAGGAUCCGGACAACUUCUGGAAGAGGCCAAUGUCCAGAAAUCUCUCGACAGCGACGAAGGAUUGCGGGUUAUCCUCGCCGGUGGAUUGACCCCGGAGAAUGUUGUUGACGUUGUCAAGAAGCUUGGCGAGUCAGGAUCAAAGGUGGUAGGCUUGGAUACCAGCUCUGGAGUGGAGACAGAUGGAGCUCAGGAUUUGGACAAAAUUCGUGCAUUUGUUGCGGCUGCCAAAAGUGUUCGCCAGUAA